This is a messenger RNA of Psammomys obesus (fat sand rat), 3756 nucleotides long. RefSeq names its product vigilin-like. NCBI's taxonomy places the organism in Eukaryota, Metazoa, Chordata, Mammalia, Rodentia, Muridae. Gene Ontology annotation, molecular function: mRNA binding. Gene Ontology annotation, cellular component: nucleus; cytoplasm. The record is from RefSeq and is a predicted model, not a curated record. The coding region runs from base 1 to 3756 and encodes 1251 amino acids. The transcript has a single exon.
AUGACUUCCAAAAUAAAUUCUACUCUACACCAAAACAGAUCUGUUCAAAACGAAAAUCAUGUUAUCAGUCCAAAUAAUGUGUUUGAUAUGUUCACAUAUGAAGAUGGAGUCAGUGAACACCCAGAGGAGACAAGUUGUUUGGAAAAUCCUGAGGAAACUAUAGGACCAUCAAGCACCAAUAUUCCUCGAGCCGAGGGAGUUUCAACCCUCACUGAGAUUUUUCGUAUACUAUUAGAGGAAGAAAAUUAUUUGAUUCAAUUUGAUGAAGGUACAUUAGCAAAAUUCUAUGCAUAUAUCAUGGAAAACACUGGUGUCAACUUAGAAUCAUCUUUUGUCAAAGACCAAGGUCUCUAUAUAACAGCAUUUGGCAAUCCAGAAGCUGUCAUAAAAGCUGAGAAUGAAAUUUUUAAAUGGUGUCGAGAACAAGAUUUACCUUUAAUUCUCAUAUCCAAACAAGCACGUUGCUUUUUUCUAGACCAGACUGGAGAUAAAGUACAAGAUUUGGAACAAGAAACUUAUGUAAAUACUGAGGUCCUAAGUCUACAUAAUCAGAGCAACUGUAUAAAUAGUGUUGAUGCAAAUCAGACAGAGAUGAAGUCUUCAGAUGGAAGCCUACGUACAUCUGCCAAAAACAGCAAGGGUGAUAUCCAGACUUUAGAAAUGAAGAAAACAUCUAGUCCCCUGUCUGCUGAACCAUACCUUCAUGUAAGUGACAUGAUUUUCCAGAAAACAGAGGGACAUGUCCCUUUUCCACUCUCUAGUGCCAGUGAGAGAGAUACAGAUAUUAAUGAAAGACAACUGCCUGUGAAUGAGACCAAUUACUGGGAAAAUGAGAUGAUUGAUAAGACCAACACUCUAACUGAAGAUGUGAUGAUGAACUUUCAAAAAAAAUGUACCAUAGGUCUCAAAAGAAAUUUUCUGAAAGAGAUUCUAGCAACAACUGGAGAUUCAACAGAGCAAUCACCCUCAGAAAGUAUAUCGGAUUCUAUGACGCAACACAGUGAACCUGACAAUUCAGUGGAGGUAUUGAACAAAGCUGAUAGCAUCUGUGAGGAUUACAUUGUUUCUUCCAUUUCUGCCCCUUCUUGGCUACACAAGUUUAUUAUUGGUAAAAAAGGUGAGAACGUAGAUGAGAUAUCAAAUACUGUGCCAAAAGUUCAAAUAUAUUUUACAACUGAAGAUAAAAUUAUACUGAAAGGACCAACAGAUGAUGUAAAUUAUGCUCAAGAAAAAUUUGACAAUAUUGUCCAAGACCUAAUUAGCAGAAUGGAAUGCACUGAGAUAAAUGGUGACAGUAAAUUUCAAAAAUACCUGACAAGAAAUAAUGGGGAGAUCCUUAAUAGAAUUACAGAGAAGAACCGAGUCUCUAUCUCAGUAUUUCCUGAAGGUACAUCGAACCACUCAAUCCGAAUUGAGGGAGAAUCUUUGGGUGUCCACCAGGCCAAAGUAGAACUCCUAGAUCUGGCUAAUAAUUUGGAAGAGGAGCACAUCCUAGAUAUAAUCAUCAAACACCAAUUUCACCACAUACUUAUUGGACAAAAGGGUGAAAGGGUCAGAGAAAUUUGUAGGAAAUUCCCUAAUGUUAUCCUCAAUUUUCCACACCCUGCAGAUAAAAGUGAUGUUAUCCAACUGAUAGGGCCAAAAUAUGAGUCAGAAAAAUGUGCACAGUAUUUGAAGACUAUGUUGACAGAUAUUAAAGAAAAUAACUAUUCUGUAAGUAUUUCCAUCAUAAAAAGGCUUCACAAAAGGAUAAUUGGAAAAGGAGGUUCAAACCUUAAAAAAAUCUCUGAAUCAACCAACACCAAUAUUAGUUUUCCAUCAGAAAACUGUGACUCAGAGGAGUUUGUCAUUACUGGAUAUCCAGAAAAUUGUGAAAUUGCACGUAACUGGAUACUUUCAAUUCAGCAAGAGCUAGCUGAUACUGCAGAGGAGGAAAUUUCCGUUUCCCCUAGUAUAUACAAAUAUCUGACUAAUCCCAAAGAAGCUUUGGUAAAUUCAGUCAUAGAAGAAUGUGGGAAGAUCCAGCUGCAUUUCCCAAAACACAAGUCAGGCCUAUGUAAAGUCAUUAUCAAUGGCUCUGUUGAAAAUGUUGAAAAGGCCAAAGCAAAGCUUCUGAAACUCACAGAAGAAGAGGAAGCCAAGAAUUAUUCUGGGACUAUUCAUGUCAAAUCACAGUAUCAUCAAUUCCUUGCAAAGAAAAUGGGAGCUAAUAUUUCCAAAAUCUGUAAGGAGACUGGGACAUGUAUAAUUUUCCCUAACCUUAAGAAAAAUAAUGAAAGAUCCAUAACAAUUAAAGGGACUGAAGAGGCUGUUAAAAAAGUGCAAAAACGACUAGAGGUUUUAAUUAAAGACUUAGAAAAUGAGGUGGAGGACUCCAUAAGAAUAAACCAUAGAUUUCACCACUAUUUUGUUAUGCGGAGGGAUCAGCUUUUAAGAGAAAUGGCAGAAGAAUAUGGUGGUGUGGUUAUUACAUUCUCUUAUGCAGGGAAACAGAAUACAAAAGUCACAAUGAAAGGGGCAAAACCUUGUGUUGAGGCAGCAAAGAAACACAUUCAGGAAAUUUUUGAACCUUUUGAUUCUCAAGUUACAACACAGUAUGUGAUACCCCAGGAAUUCCAACCUUUUAUCAUGAGUUGGAUAUCUUCACGAGUUCAGCAAAUUUCUAGGGACUUUAAAGUUCAAAUAAAACUCCCAGACAUAGGGAAGCCAGUCUUAAACAUGUAUCAAGGUAUUCAAGAGAAAGGGAAAGAAAAGUGGGGAAGGUCUACUAGAGAAUUUGCUUCUAAUAUCUCAAGAAAAAAUGACACCAUAUUUAUCUCAGGCCAAAUGGAAAAUUGCAAGGCAGCUACUGAGGCUCUUGCAUCUUUAAUUCCUGUCACUGCUGAAGUUCAUGUGCCCCUUCACCUACAACCUUACAUCAUUGGACACAAAGGAAGUGGCUUACGUAAGCUGAUAAAGGAACUUGAAGUUCAUAUCCAGAUAUCACAACCUGGAGGAAAUUCCGAUGUCAUAUCUAUUAUGGGCCUUGAAGCAAAUGUGGAACAAGCCAAGAUGAGAUUACAAAAGAGAGUUAAGGCUUUACAAAUGGAAAUAGAAGAUAAAACACUUAGAAAUUUUAAGCUAAUGUUCAGUCUAGAUCCCAAAUAUCGUUCCAUGAUCACCUGUCAUAAGGGCUUACUUAUUACUCAGAUUUGCACAGAGCAUAAUGUUACUGUCCAUUUUCCGAAGAAUGGAAGCCAUGUGAUGCAAGACCAAAUCACUAUAACUGGCUAUAAAGAAAACACUCUGGCUGCUCGAGAUGCAAUAUUGAAACUGUUGCAUAAGAUUGAAAAAACAGUCUCUAAGGAAAUCCCACUAAACUACCAGGUUCGUGGCAAUAUUAUUGGAUUCCACGGAAAAAACAUCCAAAAAAUCAUGGAUCAAUAUCAAGUAGAUAUACAUUUACCACCAAAAGGGUCCUAUAAUCCUAAUAUCACCUUGACUGGGCUCCCUGAUAAUGUACAGAAAGCAAUUGAGCAUAUCGUCAAUCUUGAGAAGUACUAUUUGUCAGCUUUCGUAAGCCAUGGAUCUCAGCAGGAGCAAACUAAGAGUGUCUCUGUUUGCAAUACACCCAUGACACCAUCCAAGAAUUGUGUGAGAAAAUGUGUUCGCUGUUAUGCUAAAACAACCACAAAGCUCCCAGAUAUGGAUAAUUGUGAACACUUUCCAAGAUUAAAACAGCGAAUAUCUUCUAAGACUCAUCCUUCAAAACCAUAA